CAGUGACAGCGAUACAUAUUUGGUUACGACGAUAUUCGCUGAUGGCUCUUCUUUAAGGUUUUCUUUUUGUUUUUUUGCAUGCAAAUAUCGUCCGUCUCUAACGAAAACGUAAAUGCGAAAGGCAGUGAAAAUUUAAACGAAACAACAGAAAUUCUUUAAAUUCAAUGGAGUAUUAAUAUCUAAAGGUCAUUUCAUGUGAAUCAUACAAAUCCAAAAAUUCCAAGUAAAAUUUACAAUAACAAAAUACUAUCAUUUACGUGCCCUAUUAACAAGCGUGCGUUAGUGCGUGGUAAUUGCGUGUUAAACAACAAACUGCAAACGCUGGCAAAAACUAAAGCCAAAUAGGAAAGAGAAAUCGCAAAAAAGCAAAAAAAAAAUAACAGCAAAUACAAAACAUUUUUGUGUAGUUCGAGAUUAGCUACUUAUUACAUGGGUCUAACAGAUCAAGAUUGGAUUGGCUGUGCGGUCAGCCUGACCUGCGACGACGAGCUGGGCGUAUUUCAAGGACUGAUCAAGAAAAUCUCGGCCGAAGAGAUAACCAUAGUGCGCGCCUUUCGCAACGGUGUUCCAUUGCGCAAACAGAACGCCGAGGUGGUGCUCCGCUGUGCCGAUAUCAAGAGCAUCAAUCUCAUUGAGCCAGUGAAGGAUGUUGAGACGACAACGCCGACUGUGAUUAAUAAGCCGACGCCUGUUAAAUUGCCCCAUUUCACGAACAUAUUGGGCAAGCAACAACUGCAGCAUCAACAAGAGCAACAGCAGCGUGAGAAGGAGCUGCCUGUCCAUGGCAGAAAUGGAACGGUCGCAGCUGGGAGCCAUUCGGCUCUGAGUGAUAAAAUGCAACAACUAAUGCUCAGCACAAAUGGCACUGGCGCGAAUGGAGUGCGAAGUACACCUCAAUCCUCACGUGCUUCGAGUGCGAUGCAGCAGCUGGCGACAACGCCAAAUAGUGUUGCCGCCUUUUUUGGUAAUAUGAUACCAGCCAAAGUGGAGGUGAAGUUGGGAAGUACGGCAUACAAUGGAGGAGGAGUGAGCGGAGCUGGAGGAGGUGGGAGCUACUGUAGCAGUAGUGCGGAUGGCAGUUGCGGCAGCGGCGAAGUAUCUGGAAGCAGCAGACCCAUUGACAUUAUCAACGGUAGCAAUAGCCAAACCAAUGGCGGUUAUUAUAACCAAGCAGCUGCCAGCUAUGGCAAUGGCAAACGCAAUGGCAAUGGUAAUGGCAACGGGAAUGGGAACGGAUCUGGCAGCUACAAUUCCAACUCUUACAAUGGCAAUGGUAAUGGUAAUGGCAAUGGCAAUGGCAAUCCAAACAUGAAGAACAAGCAACGCAAUCGAGUACGGCGAGAGAGUAGCAUGCGAUUACAGCAACAGCAAACGUUUGGCAGUGAAGCUGAUGAUCCGCUGCUGCACGAGGAAUUCGAUUUCGAGGGUAAUUUAGCGCUUUUCGACAAGCAAGCCAUUUGGGAUGACAUUGAGUCGACGCACCAGAAGCCGGAUGUGGUGCGUCAUGCGGUGCACGUGCAGAAGCAGAAGCAACAGGAGAAAAAGUACCGUCACGACGAAAACAUCUUGGCUAGCAAGCCGCUGGAGCUACGUCAGAUUGAGAGCAUUUUCGAUGGCAGCCAAGAUUUUGUGACGGACGAUGGCCUCAUCAUACCUACUAUACCGGCCUAUGUGCGCAAUCGCAUAGAGCUAAGUGCCGAGAAGGCGGGCUUAUCAAUCCAGCGACAGAUGGAUAUUUUAGCGCGUGGCGCCAGCGAUUUGGCCAUCACAUUGCUUGGUGGCGCACGUCGUUUAACGCCCGCCAACAAUCAUCAAUGGCCGAAGAUUGCCAUAAUUUGUGAUGGCGUUAAUACUAUGAGAACAAUCAACAUCGGCGCUGUUACUGGUCGUCUGUUGGCCUCACAUGGCCUAACUGUUCUACUUUAUGUGGAGAAUGCGCAGCUCAUAGAAAAAAACAACAACUUGGAGGUUGCUUUAUUUAGAGCUACUGACAACACCGUGGUACAUUCGGUGGACGCUAUGCCCACGCCAGAUCUUGUGAUACUAUCGACAAAUACCGUUAAUCUAUCGGAUGCUGUAAAAAAAUGGCUUAGCGUCAAUCGCGCCUCGGUGCUUGCUGUGGAUCCGCCACCUUGUGGCAUUAAGGAUGUUUCUAUAAAGUACUCAAUUUUACCCAUUCUACCGUUAAGCCAAGAUUCAAGCACUUCGACUACUGCUGCAGCAGCAGGAACGUCAACAGCAACCGCUAAGACAACAACGAAUAAUUGUGGCAAAUUGUAUUUAUGUAAUUUAGGUAUACCAGAUAAAUUUUAUCGUGAUUGUGGCAUUAAGUACAAAAGUCCGUAUGGACAUAAAUAUGUGAUACCGAUUCACUCAAAGGACUGAAAACAAAACAAAAAUCAGACAACAUCAGCAUAAAACACACAAACGACAACAACAACAAACCUAUCAUCAACAACAACAAAAACAAACAUCAGCAAUGAACCAUAAAGAAACAAACAACACACAUGUGAUGAUCAUCAAAGUCCUGUUUCCUGUGAAUCUAGCUAGCUCUUAGAAGUCUCUCAUAUACAACUCACAUUUAGUUUUUAAUCAACGGCGCAUAUAUAGAUCUAUAAAUUAAGCUUAUUCCGACUUUUCAAAACCCCAAAUGAGCUGCCCUAGCCUUGUGCCGAACUACAUUCAUAACUUCGUAUCUAUAUUUAUUUAAAUAACUACUAAAUAUAUAUAUUUUUAAUUGAGUGUUGUACAAAUCCUUAAAGCUAGUCCAUUAUUAUUGCAUUUCCAAAAUUUUCUAACCACAUUUGAUGAAUCUAGCUCCCACCCACCCGCAAGAACUAUCCCAUAAAGGAGUCUAUAGCUUUAAAGACAAAAUAGAUAACCCUAAAAUUCAAAAC
Drosophila navojoa is the source of this 2897-nucleotide messenger RNA. RefSeq names its product Enhancer of mRNA-decapping protein 3 (gene Edc3). The record is from RefSeq and is a predicted model, not a curated record. NCBI's taxonomy places the organism in Eukaryota, Metazoa, Arthropoda, Insecta, Diptera, Drosophilidae. Gene Ontology annotation, biological process: deadenylation-independent decapping of nuclear-transcribed mRNA; P-body assembly. Gene Ontology annotation, molecular function: mRNA binding. Gene Ontology annotation, cellular component: P-body.